UAGGCUUUGUUGACAACGAGGCUGUGGCGUCCGCUCAAGGAAGUGAGCGAAGCUUUGCGUGUACCGGCUUGGAAAUCGGCUUCAAUCCAGCAGAAGUACACGAUGAAGACCCAAAUCUUUCAUUUGUUUUUGCUAUCCAUAUUUGUUUCUGUGUUGUGCAAAGUGAAUCAGGACACUAUAAAUGCAGGGAUAGUGAAUAGCAAGGUUGAAAGGAAGAUAGAUAUCGCAAGCCACUUAGUAAAAAUUGUUGCCACCGUCACCAUAGAAAAUAAGGGAUCAUCGUCCGUGUCAUCGUUUGUAUAUGCAGUGGAUUCAAGUUUGAAGAGCAAAUUAUCGUUUAUUGGUGCUGUGACAAGGGUGGAUGACAACAAAGAAAGGCUCAUUGUAUCUCAAACCACAGUUGCUGGCCAUGAUGGCAAGGCACUUUGGCGUGUGAAGCUAGGCCAGGCCCUUGGUGCUGGCAAGAGUGUGACGGUGGAGGUUGAAACAGUGUUUACUCAUGCCUUGCGGGCCUACCCUGCCUUCAUCACCCAGGCCGAGAAACAGCUGGUUGUACUGGAGGCCAACAUAUUCUUUUACUCCCCCUACAAGACACUGACCCAGACCACCACUGUGGUGACGACCUCAUCCACCACCGAGUCCUACACCAAGAGUCCUAAGCCUGUGUCCCAGAGUGACAAUGUCAUUACAUACGGUCCCUAUGAAGAAAGAGAACCUUUCACAGAGGCUGAACUGAAGGUCCAUGAAGAAAACAAUUCUCCCUUCCUGACCGUCACUAGCAUGGAGCGUAUAAUUGAGGUGUCUCACUGGGGAAACAUUGCAGUGGAGGAACACAUUGACAUGCUCCACUCAGGGGCUGUUCUGAAGGGGCCAUUCUCCCGCUUUGAUUACCAGAGGAAUCAAGAUGGUGUGUCCUCCAUCAAGAGCUUCAAGACAUUUCUGCCAGCAGCUGCCAGAGAUGUCUACUACCGUGACGAGAUUGGCAACAUCUCCACCAGCAAUGUUAGAGAAUCUGAUGAAUUUGUUGAGUUUGAGAUUCGUCCCCGCUUUCCUUUGUUUGGAGGCUGGAAGACUCACUACUACAUCGGCUAUAAUGUUCCUAGCUAUGAGUACCUCUACAAUCAAGGUGACAAGUAUGCCUUGAAGAUGCGUCUGGUUGACCAUGUGUACGAUGACAUGAUUGUGGAUGAACUCACCGUCAGGAUUAUUUUGCCCGAGGGAGCCAAGAAUAUUGACUUGAAGACUCCUUAUGAUGUUAAGAAAGGUAGUGAGGGGCUCCACUUCACAUAUCUGGACACAGUUGGACGUCCUGUCAUUGUGCUCCACAAGAAUCAUCUUGUAGAGCAGCACAUCCAGAACAUGGAGGUACAUUACACCUUCCAGAAGAUGCUGCUGCUUCAGGAGCCCCUGCUGGUGGUCGGGGCAUUCUACUUGCUCUUUCUACUUGUCAUCAUCUAUGUGAGACUGGAUUUCUCCAUCACCAAGGACGAAGCCAAGGAGAGUCGCAUGCGAGUGGCCAGUCUGCUGGAGGAAGUACAGAGUGCCCAGGACAAACGCAGCGCCCUCUACCAGAGCUAUGAUGAUGCCAUCAACAAGUUCAAGAGCAGCAAGGACAGCAGUGCAUUCACCAGUAGCCGCAAGAAGAUUGACAGUGACUACAAGCAGCUGACUCAGCAGAUUCAAACUCUUCAGACACAGUUGAAGAAUGAGGGAUCUGAGGCCUCUGAAAAGGUGGGAGAACUGCAGCGUCUUGACACCCAGUACAAGGAGCAGAUCAAUCUGGCCAUCAGCUUUGCAGAGCGUCUUGUUGCCAGUAAGAUCAGUCGCCAACAGUAUCUGGAUGCUGAGUCUGGAACAUCCUCAAAGAGAGAGGACAUUUACCAGAAAAUGGAAACCUUAAGAGCUAAUCUGUAGAAUCUGGGCGACUGUCAGAUGCAGCUUUUAUUUUCAGUGUUAUUGAAGGUCAUCUUUCAUUUGUUCAACUUACAUUUUGAAAAUGUAUUAUCAACAAUCAUAUUAAGGAUGAAUAAAUUAAUAUUGUAAUAA
Haliotis rubra (blacklip abalone) is the source of this 2046-nucleotide messenger RNA. RefSeq names its product dolichyl-diphosphooligosaccharide--protein glycosyltransferase subunit 1-like. Gene Ontology annotation, cellular component: oligosaccharyltransferase complex; membrane. Lineage: Eukaryota; Metazoa; Mollusca; Gastropoda; Lepetellida; Haliotidae. The coding region runs from base 103 to 1914 and encodes 603 amino acids. The record is from RefSeq and is a predicted model, not a curated record. The transcript is spliced from 10 exons.